GCACGCCAGGCGGACACACCACUCCAUCCUUUACCUCCCACGGUCGGGUUGGACAGGAGAGCAGCGCAACUGGACCUGUCGACAGUGUCAUUCCAGGGUCUUAGCUGAACUUUACUACUAGAAAUCGGGAUAUUAAUUGCUCUGCAAAGUCUGUAUCUGUUACCAUCUCCAAACAAUUAUAAUUUAUUAUUUUAACUCUUGAGUUGGAAUCGCCAUGUCUGAAGUGCUGCCAUACAAUGAGGGGAAGAUGAACGGCUACGGGGCGGACAGUGAAGUCAGUCAGAUAUCCUUCAGCUGUCGACUGCAAGACACGAACUCGUUCUUCGGAACCUCGCAGUCCAAGCGACCGCCGAAACUCGGGCAGAUCGGCAGAGCAAAACACGUGGUCAUUGAAGAUGACCGAAUAGAUGAAGUUCUCAAAGGGAUGACAGACAAGUCAUCUCCAGGCGUGUAAACUUGAACGAUUACACCAAGUCAACCUUUUCUUUUAAUCACCGGUUUGAACCACUUGUAGACUGUGCAUGUGAACAGUGAACAAGAGGUGAAGAUGACGGUAGUACGAGUAAACAGGACAGGAGGAAGAGGAGCGAAUGAGUGUAACUCUGAUCUGUGGGUUGUAAUGGCGAGAUUUGAAGAUGCAGGCAAUUCUCCAAGUGAAACCCAUCCCAAACCGCCGCUUUAUAACUAAAGUUAACCCAAGAUUCCUGGUCAUUUAGCUCCUUGUUUUGUAGAAGCCGUGUGUCUGGCUCUGACUUUUCACCACGACAAACAGAAGCCCCGUUUCAUCGGCAUCUCACCCAGAUAUAAAGGGGAGCUGUCCAAUUCAGCACCUGAAGUACCACUUGACUGCUUCUAGCGUCUAGUUUGCCAUCUUUCCAGAGAAAUAAGCUAUAUUUAUAUCUUGAAUAGAAAUAGGCUGAUGUAUGUAAACGAGCACAUCUAAAUCCAUUCCAUUUACAACCAUUGGCUGAUCAAAUGAAGUUGUAUUGCCCUACGCUAAACGCCAGCGAGAAGAAACACAUGGACUGAUGGUAGCAAAGGUUUGGCGUCGGGUAUAGAUUCAUAGGAUUCUCUUUGCAUGAACUUUUCUCUUGUGCCAUUGCGGGUGUUUCCACCUCUCUUAAAACCCAGGCACGCUUCUUUUUACCAAGAUCAAUAUUUGUAUUUUUUAUAGGCCAUCUCGAUAUUUGUUACUCAGUGUCCGAUUUUUAAUAGUCCAUCAACAAAGACAGUCUAUGUGUCGAAACAGGAAUAAAACAAUAUCAGAAAAGGACAAACUGAAUGUUAUUUUGGAGAGAGGGUGCGCACAGCAACAUUAACAUGUUUUUCAUUGCAAUAAAUGAUCACGCCUUCGUUGACAAUGAAAAGGUUAGACAUUUUCAACUGCACUUUUUGAGCAUCUCAGUUGUUAAUUAAUUUAUUUGUCUUUGUAUUAUUUUACAAAUGUUCAGUGUGUGGUUUAUUGUGCAUGACACCUUAAUAUUUUCAUGCUUAUGAACAAUUUAUGAAGCAAAAAAAUGUACAUAAAUGUCUUAAAAUUCUACGAAUUAUGUGAAUAAAUAAAUGAAU
Messenger RNA from Xyrauchen texanus (razorback sucker), 1569 nucleotides. Its product is annotated as calcium/calmodulin-dependent protein kinase II inhibitor 2-like. The transcript is spliced from 2 exons. Gene Ontology annotation, molecular function: protein kinase binding; calcium-dependent protein kinase inhibitor activity. NCBI's taxonomy places the organism in Eukaryota, Metazoa, Chordata, Actinopteri, Cypriniformes, Catostomidae. The coding region runs from base 215 to 454 and encodes 79 amino acids. Gene Ontology annotation, biological process: negative regulation of protein kinase activity. The record is from RefSeq and is a predicted model, not a curated record.